CCGGGGCUCUCUCUGACUGCCAUUGGCUGUCAUGCAUCUGGGAGAAAUACGUGGACCUGGACAUGUGAUGAACCACAACCACCCCUGCAACACCACGCUAGUACAUCCUUGCCCGCCAUCCUCACCUCGCCGGCUCUACCGAUGUUCCCCUCAUCACCUCUUCUUCCACAAUGGGCAGCAACACGCUCUCGCUAGCUGAAGCCGCCGGCAACAGCGACGCAGACGACGAAGACUACUGCUGGACCCCUCUCCAGCUGGCUGCCAAGGAAGGCGACCUCGCCGCUGUCACCGCCAUCCUUGCUCAACAUGCCCAAGACUCGGUCGCCGACAUAGUCAAUGCCCCGCCUGUGGGCUACUACGGCCGCACCGCUCUCCAGGCAGCCUGCGAGUCUGGCCACGAGGCCAUCGUAGCCGCCCUUCUCGCCGCCGGCGCCGCUGUCGAUGCUCCCGGCGGGCACAACUCGGGCCGCACAGCCCUGCAGCUCGCCUGCCUGACGACGUCCACGGCCGCCAUUCCGAACCUGCAGCAGCACUAUGCCACCGAGCAGGAGCUGCGCGACCACCAGUCGGCCCGCCACCGGAUCGUCGACAUGCUCCUCGGUGCUGGUGCCGAUAUCAAUACUCCCGCGAGCAAGUACUCUGGUCGGACCGCGCUGCAGGCUGCCUCGGAAGCCGGCGACCUACGGCUCGUCGAGAAGCUGCUUGGGCUAGGGGCUCAUGUCAAUGCUGGCCCGUCGACCACGCUGGGACUCACGGCUCUCCAGGCGGCAGCCGGCAGGGGGCAUCUGGACGUCGUUAGGGCACUACUGACCGCGGGUGCAAAUGUGAAUGCUCCGGCUAGCAGAUAUCGGGGCUUCACUGCUCUACAAGGGGCAUGUCUACACGGCGACAGCAUGGAGCUCGUCGGGAUGCUGCUGGAGGCGGGAGCAGAUCCAGACCUGGGAGGAAGCAAGUUCCAGGGCGGCUCUGCUCUGCAUGCGGCCGUCGAGGGCGGGAAUAUCGACAUUGUGAAGGGGCUGCUCGCGGCUGGGGCAAGCGUCGAUGUCACGGCUGGUGGUCUGCCAGGACAGACUCCACUGCAGAGUGCCAUGCUCCUGCCCGACGGUGUGAGAGAGCCCAUCGAGAGGGCACUGAUCACUGCGGGAGCUGUUCCGGUAUCAGGAUUCAAGAGGCCGACACUGCUCUUCAGUGCUUCUCACAAAGAUCUGAAGUCGCGUUGAGAGUAGUCUUGUUAUGUGGAAAUAAACACAGUG
This is a messenger RNA of Microdochium trichocladiopsis, 1253 nucleotides long. RefSeq names its product ankyrin repeat-containing domain protein. The transcript has a single exon. The coding region runs from base 171 to 1220 and encodes 349 amino acids. The record is from RefSeq and is a predicted model, not a curated record. Gene Ontology annotation, molecular function: protein binding. NCBI's taxonomy places the organism in Eukaryota, Fungi, Ascomycota, Sordariomycetes, Xylariales, Microdochiaceae.